UCCUACGAUUCCGUUUAUCAAGAAAAUGGAAAGCAAGGUAGCAAGUUGCGUUUUAGUGUUUCUGGGAUUAUUUAUAAUCGUCCAGUGUUCGACAAUGGCAAAUGAGGGACGUGUAAUUCAAAAAUAUCUAAAAUGGAAUUAUACUCAUUUCAAUGAAAAUUGUACCACAGCUUCAGGGCGAACCCAAUGCACAGAUAUUCGGAUUUGCAAAUUUGCCACUGCUUCCAUAGCGAUGGGAGGCUGGCCAGCCAUGUGUGGCUGGGUGUCCGAUGUUAUACCAAAAGUGUGUUGCGGUUUUCCACUGGCUUUAGGAGGAGCUCUUCUGAGAAAAGUGGACGAAGAAAAGGCAAGAAAAAGAGAAUGCGGCCGAACCACUUGGAGUCCAGGACUAUCAGAGACAGAAAACUACUUCUUUAAACUUGUAAAAGACUUACCAGAUGUCAAUAUAAGCGAUCUAAGCAGAUAUGAUCCACCUUUAGAUUUGUCCAUACAAACGAUGGUGUCGCCAGUCGGAGGGAGUCCUUCAAGACAAGGAGAUUUUCCAUGGAUGGUAUCUAUUCGUAAAAAUGGAAAGCAUUUGUGUGGCGGCAGCUUAAUUGACAGGAGCCAUGUCCUUACUGCAGCCCAUUGCUUUGACUCAAGAGAUCCUUUGGAUCCUUCCAUACAUUCAAUUCACAUUGGAAAUAUACAUGUGGAUGAAGGCUAUCCAGUUAAAGUGAAGAAAAUUAUUGUGCACGAAGAUUACAUUCCUGGCCAGUACUACCACGAUAUCGCCAUGCUCACACUAGGCAAGGAAAUCCUCAAUCCAUUUGCAGCUCACAUCUGCUUACCGUCGCCAAAAAUUGCAGCAAGAAACCUCACAGGCGCCAAGACAUUUCUGUUAGGAUGGGGACACACAUCAUUCGGUGGCAGAGGAGCUUCUGUGAUGCACAUUGUUGACAAUAUCCCUGUAGUGUCAACAGAACAGUGUCGUCACGCUUAUCGCCAAGUGGCUAGAAAUUCUUUGCCUGGAGGUGUAACCAACGACUUUUUAUGCGCUGGUUUUGAAGAAGGCGGUAGAGAUGCUUGUCAGAGCGAUUCCGGUGGACCCUUAAUGUACAAAGAGGAUCAAGACGGUUAUAGUUCUCCAUGGGUGCUCGUAGGCAUCGUUUCUUUUGGGUUCCGGUGUGCUGAGCCAGGAUUUCCGGGAGUAUAUACACGUGUGUCGAGUUACAUGAACUGGAUAUUAGGAAAUAUGGAAGCCUAAGGAUUUUAAAUUAUAAUAAAAUAUUUAUUACCUGUUUUA
Molecule: messenger RNA, 1285 nt
Organism: Argiope bruennichi
Lineage: Eukaryota; Metazoa; Arthropoda; Arachnida; Araneae; Araneidae
Product: clotting factor G beta subunit-like
Exons: 8
Coding region: 26-1246 (406 amino acids)
Biological process (GO): proteolysis
Molecular function (GO): serine-type endopeptidase activity
Source: RefSeq, a predicted model, not a curated record